This is a messenger RNA of Capsicum annuum, 3174 nucleotides long. Its product is annotated as L-ascorbate oxidase homolog. NCBI's taxonomy places the organism in Eukaryota, Viridiplantae, Streptophyta, Magnoliopsida, Solanales, Solanaceae. The transcript has 8 exons. The record is from RefSeq and is a predicted model, not a curated record. Bases 1307 to 2926 code for a protein of 539 amino acids. Gene Ontology annotation, molecular function: copper ion binding; oxidoreductase activity.
GCAGUUGUCAUUUUUGAAAUUUUGCAGUAAUAUUUCCCUCUCUCUCUUUUUUUUUUUUUUUUUUUUUUUCGGCUAAUAUUUACUUUGGGCCACAUUGCUACCCAACUCAGGGCUGGCUCUACCUGUAAAAAAAAAAAAAAUAGGCCGCCGCUUCGUGCCUCAUUUUUUAUAAUAAUUUAAAUAUUUUUUUUUUAAAUGAAUAUUAUUUAUUAAAAAAAUAAUUUUUUAUAUAAAAGGAAAGAAUUAUUAUAAGAAGUUCAUAUAUGUAGUGUAUUAUGUUUUAAGAAAGAUUAAAUGCAUUGAUUAUAUUAUUACUUAGAAACGAAUAAUUAGAAAAAAUUAAUUAUAUAAUUUUAAAAAUAGAGUUCAUUAAAAGAAAAUUAUUUUUUCUUAAAAUUGGAAGGCUUCCAUUUGAUUUUUGCCUUAGGCCAUGAAUAUGUUUGAGCCGCCCUACUCCAACUUGACUUUUAUUCCAUAAACAAGUACUAGCAAUGAUAGUCAUUUUUGUGUUGGAAUACAGUGAAAUAUGAAUGAGAUUUAUCAUUUUAUUGAAAGUUUGGGGUUUCGAGCAUGUGUAAUAGAAAGGAUUUGAAGGUAUCCCAACAUAAAUUUGAUGAUAUUAGAUUAAAAGCUUAUAUGAUGUUAAAUUAAAACUUUCUAAAUCCGCCUUUACGUCUCUAAACAUGCAUCUCACUGGAAAAAGUGUUCGAGCUAAACAACUUUUAAGAAAAACAAUAAAAUUUUUUUUUAUAAGUCCUUAAUAUGAAGCAUUUCUCUUUUAGUGGAUCAUACAUACAACAAACAUAAGGAAUGUAGCUCAAUUGGUUGGGCUAUAGUCUCUUCAUUGAUAUGAGUUUAAUUUUUCAUUCUGCGUCCCCCUCGCAUGUUUCUUCACAAUAAAAAUAUGCACUAACAUCAACAUAUUAUGUAUAAUUUCAUAAAUCAUAAGUCAUGUGAACUAAAAGGAUAUGAUGAUUUGUAUGCAUAGAGAUAAAAAAGAGAGUACACUAAUCAUAAAUCAUACAUGACAAAUUUAAAUUAAUUGAAGCAGUAAAUUUUGAACAAUGGAUUUUGUUUUUUCAAAACAAUGGAUAAUUAUAUGAAAAAACAAUAUAAUAAAGUCUGUACCGCACUCUUUUAAAUAUGCCAUGCCCUUUUCAUCACCUUCACUUUAAUUCUCCCCCGCCCCCCACCCCACCAUUCUUGUUCGAGAACCAACUAUUUUUUCUUUUAAAUUCCUUCUAUUUGCACUCUCUUUUUCUUAUUAUAGCAAAUUCCACUGCAACAUAAAAUAAUUCAGAAAAAAAUGUUGCCACUAAAACUUGCAUUAGCAGUGUUUUUAGUGGCAGUUGUGAAUACGGUUGUUGCAGAAGAUCCUUAUAGAUACUUCGACUGGAAUGUUACUUAUGGAACUAUUUAUCCUCUUGGAGUCCCUCAACAGGGAAUUUUGAUUAAUGGACAAUUUCCUGGUCCUGAUAUUUACUCUGUCACAAAUGAUAAUCUUGUUAUCAAUGUCUACAAUAGCUUGGAUGAGCCUUUUCUACUUUCCUGGAACGGGAUACAGAACAGGAGAAACUCGUUCGUAGACGGAGUAUAUGGAACAACAUGUCCAAUACCUCCUGGAAAAAACUACACAUACAAUCUACAAGUGAAGGAUCAAAUAGGGAGUUUCUACUACUUCCCAUCUCUUGCAUUUCAUAAAGCUGCUGGUGGUUUUGGAGGGAUUAGGAUUCUCAGCAGGCCUAGAAUCCCCGUUCCUUUCUCGGACCCUGCAAACGAUUACACUAUCCUCAUUGGGGAUUGGUACACGAAGAAUCACACGGCCUCGAGAGCAAUUCUUGACGGAGGGAAGAAGUUACCUUUCCCCGAUGGCAUUCUUAUCAACGGUCGUGGCCCUAAUGGUGUUACAUUCACAGUUGAGCAAGGGAAAACUUAUAGACUCAGAAUAUCCAAUGUUGGAUUGCAAAGUUCACUUAACUUCCGAGUUGAAGGACACAAAAUGACAUUAGUUGAAGUCGAGGGAACACACACAUUGCAAACAAGUUAUUCCUCGCUUGAUGUUCAUGUUGGUCAAUCUUACUCUGUCCUCAUUACAGCUAAUCAAGAAGCGAAAGACCAUUACAUUGUUGUUUCAUCUCGUUUCACAACUCCAGUCCUCACCACCACCGCGGUACUUCACUAUAGCGGCUCUAACACCCCCGUCUCUGGCCCUCCUCCUGGUGGACCUACCAUCCAAAUCGACUGGUCCCUUAACCAGGCUCGCUCCAUCAGGACAAACUUGACGGCAAGUGGACCAAGGCCAAACCCACAAGGUUCGUAUCAUUAUGGUAUGAUCAACACAACUAAAACCAUCAGACUUGCUAGUUCUGCUGGUCAAGUGAAUGGCAAACAGAGAUAUGCAGUCAACAGCGUGUCGUUUGUGCCACUUGAUACUCCCCUCAAGCUUCUCGACUACUUCAAGGUUGGAGGUUUCAAAGUUGGAAGCAUAUCUAAUGCCCCAACUGGUGGAGGAAUUUACCUAGACACGUCUGUCCUAGGCAUCGAUUACAGGCAAUUCAUUGAGAUUAUAUUCGAGAACAAUGAGGACAUCGUCCAAAGCUGGCAUCUUGAUGGCUACUCUUUCUGGGUUGUAGGGAUGGAUGGAGGUCAGUGGACUCAAGCUAGUAGGAACGGAUACAAUCUUCGCGAUGCAGUUUCACGUUGCACCACUCAGGUCUAUCCCAAGUCAUGGACCGCUAUAUACAUUGCAUUAGACAAUGUAGGAAUGUGGAACCUACGGACUGAAUUUUGGGCACGACAGUACCUCGGACAACAACUAUACGUGAGAGUCUACACAGACUCUACCUCAUUGAGAGACGAAUAUCCAAUACCAAGGAAUGCUCGUCUUUGUGGCAAGGUGGCUGGACGACACACACGACCACUCUAAGCAAAUUCUGCAAUUCUAGUAGAGGAAAAUUUUAUUUAUACAAUCUUUGGAUUAUUGUGAGUUUAGAAGUAAUGCCUUAUUACUACUAUUUUGCUACUACUACUAGCUGCUAAUUUGAAUGACCUUAGCUCAAGGUCAACAUUCUUUCUUCAAUUCCACCAAAACAUUGUAUUUUGUUCUUUCUUCAUUGCUGUACUUCUCGUAAAUUAUUACUUGCUAUAUAAAUGAAGUGCUUUUUCAUUAUUGUA